This is a messenger RNA of Rhagoletis zephyria (snowberry fruit fly), 1206 nucleotides long. RefSeq lists its product as uncharacterized. Gene Ontology annotation, cellular component: mitochondrial outer membrane. Lineage: Eukaryota; Metazoa; Arthropoda; Insecta; Diptera; Tephritidae. The record is from RefSeq and is a predicted model, not a curated record. Gene Ontology annotation, biological process: mitochondrial protein catabolic process; mitophagy by internal vacuole formation.
CAAAAUAUGUACUAAAAACAAAUUGUGUGCCUUCUUUGUGGAGAUCUGAAAAUACCAACUUAUUUAUUUCUCUCUAAAAGCUGGUUAAGUGAAUUCUAUCAUCCGCUCAUCAUUCAUAAAAAUCCUAUGACACAAUCGAAAAAAUACAACAAUCUGUAAAAACAUCGUAGAAAACAAAUUUUUCUCAAGAACCACCAAGAAUCGCUGGAGUCAGCAAUGGCCGAUAGUCGAGAACGGAUACGUGGGCCACCCCGUGACGGACGUGAAUUCCUGACAAGUCCCAGACAAGUGCUGCGUCGUUUGAUGUUACUCUCCGAAGGGCGGCAGUACAGGGAGGCGGCAGGAGUUGUAGGUAGACUUGGGCCAUCUGUCCUGCGUUCGGUAAUAGCAGAAUUGCCAAUCGACUUGCUUCUGGAGCACCUACCACACAGUGCAUAUUUACUAGAGUCAUUCUUUACAAGGUUAAUCACCAUCAAUCCCUCACCAAAGCCUGAUGUGCCAAUAGAAUCGGUUGCUUGGCAACUGGUACGUCUUUUCUCACAUCCCCACGAAUCGGGUGUGAGGCAACGUUGCGGGAAGCUCAUCCAAGCGAUAGCGCAGUAUGAACCAAAUUUGCGACAAACCCUACGGGAGCGGCGGAAGUCCUUUGAUAAUGCAGUUCAAGGUUUAGGUGUGCACGGCUUAACAACAGACUCCGCAGGACAGUUGAUAUCGCUGCAUGUCGCGCUUAAAACUGAGCUACAAAGACACGUUGACACCUACAAAAUGGCCAUACACAAGCUGGAAGAGCUUAGCAUGAUAACAGCGGUGCAAGAUCCUGCACACUCCUCGCAUCAGCGCCUACUAGCCAUCAACUAUGGUGACAUACAACAAAGACUCAUCGAGAACAAAACAUUGCUCACUAUGGUGGACAAGCCCGCGUUGAAGCAGUUAGCCUCUCUUGUGGAGAACCUCAGUCAGCGAGUGGAAAACGACAAAGAAGUCUUGAAGUGUGUGGGUCAGGUGAAACGUUUGGAUGGACAAGCAUGUAUAGAGAAAAGACCGGCAGCGGGGUUGUUAAUGAAUUUCGGGCGAGGUUGCGAAGCUGUUUUGCAACUGAUGGGUCCCGAAGGUGUGCCCACAAGUCCGGUGGAUGCGGAAAGUGCCAGCAGCCACUGCAGCGAUGGCUACCAUUCGGAUGAUUCUGCCAACGAUGACACCAGGUAA